AGUGUGUUUGCGGGGGGUGCUGGGUUCAAUUCCCAGUGUGUCCAAAACGUUUUGCAUUUUCCACAUCAUAGCGUAGCUGGGAUGUCUCUGUCGCUUGCAAUGAUUUUUCCAAAGUCUCGUUGUCUGCUCUGUGGGAGAGCACCGAGCACGGGCGACAAACGUGGGCGCCGAACUAGGUGACAGUGUCGUGGUUCUACCACCAUCUCCAGUAGCAAGGCUACAAUUCGUGCUGUCGGAAAUUUCGCAAAGCCGUGUGCCCCUUUACUGCUGCUCAAUAACAUGGCUUGCAUGAUUCCGACCGGUUUCCGCGCUCUCCCAUUGUCUAUUACCCAGUUGUCUCUCGCUGCGGUUCUACAGUGUGGUCAAUCUUUCCGCUGGAACGUAUUCCCGCUCUUCUCGGAUGGCGCGUUUCAGGACAACCUCUUUCCGACGCAUGAGUACCGCCUCUGUUUGCGCGACCGUGUGGUCUGCCUGCGCCAAACACCAGACAUCUUAUUCUACCGCUCAGUGCUUCCAGGGCCACCGCCACUGCCUUCAGAGGAUGUACUGCGCGAGCAAGAGACCCUAGCAUGGUUACGAGACUAUUUUCAGCUCGAUGUGGAUCUCAUUGAACUGUACGAACAAUGGGGCAAGCGAGAUCCAGUAUUCCGCAAUUGCAGGGAGCGGUUCGCCGGGAUCAGGAUGCUGAGGCAGGAGCCAUUUGAGAACUUGAUAUCAUUUAUAUGCUCUUCCAACAAUAACAUCGUGCGGAUCACGAAGAUGGUGAAAACCCUCUGCAAACAUUACUCACCUGCUCUGCUGUCGCUUCCGCCGCCAACGGAUGCGGAAUGCAGCAGUGCAAGUGAUGCCUCAUUGGAAGUAGAGAGCUACCACCCAUUCCCCCCACCAUCCAUCCUGGCUGCUUCUGACAUCUCGGCGACAUUGCGCACGCUCGGUUUUGGGUACCGCGCGGAAUUUGUUCAGAAAACUGCGAAGAUGCUUGUGGAUGCUCAUGCAUCUGAGCAACUUGGGCAUGCAUCACUUGAACCUGCGGAGAAGUGGCUCUGUACCCUGAGACAAAUGAGUACCUCUGAAGCACGCGAAGAGCUUCUCAAAUUCAUGGGCGUGGGCAGAAAGGUUGCUGAUUGCGUGCUGCUCAUGAGCUUGGAUAAGAAAGAAGUUAUUCCCGUAGAUACCCACGUACACCAGAUUGCUGUCAAACAUUAUGGCAUAAGCUCAUCGUCGAAGGCAAAAGGCAACAUGACUUCGAAAUUAUACGACGAAGUGAGCAGCAAGCUCGCCGCAGUUUGGGGUGACUAUGCUGGAUGGGCACACUCGGUCCUUUUCACUUCUGACCUCAAAGCGUUCGCAUCCUACGGCUUGCCGUCGCCAUCCCAAUCGCCCUCGGUCAAAGAACGAACUCCGAAGAAGUCAUGCAGAAGCGAGAUUGUCAGUGGCCUUGCUACACCUCCCGCCACUCCUACUCCGCAGUCAUCCUCGAGCAAACGGAAACGGGCAAUCAUUAAGGCAUCGUCCAAGGAUGGGGAAUUGGAUCUAUUGCCGAGUGUGAAUGACGGGUUGAACAUGGCCGAUAGAGUGAAGAGACGGCGACGCGCCGCAGUCACGAAGGCUGCCGAGAUUUCAGUGGUCGCAUAGCUUUGGCAUACGACAGUUCUUUGGGAACCAUACACCUUUUACAUAUACUACUAUCGCAGUACGGAAGCAAAAACGUCUGCGCAAUACAUUGAUGAUUACAUAGAAACUAACAGAAACGUGUCUUAUGAAUCGUAACAAUCCGU
Molecule: messenger RNA, 1778 nt
Organism: Laetiporus sulphureus 93-53
Lineage: Eukaryota; Fungi; Basidiomycota; Agaricomycetes; Polyporales; Laetiporaceae
Product: DNA glycosylase
Exons: 4
Coding region: 280-1635 (451 amino acids)
Biological process (GO): base-excision repair, AP site formation; nucleotide-excision repair; base-excision repair
Cellular component (GO): nucleus
Molecular function (GO): damaged DNA binding; 8-oxo-7,8-dihydroguanine DNA N-glycosylase activity
Source: RefSeq, a predicted model, not a curated record